Molecule: messenger RNA, 852 nt
Organism: Nematostella vectensis (starlet sea anemone)
Lineage: Eukaryota; Metazoa; Cnidaria; Anthozoa; Actiniaria; Edwardsiidae
Product: huntingtin-interacting protein K
Exons: 5
Coding region: 168-491 (107 amino acids)
Biological process (GO): protein stabilization; negative regulation of apoptotic process
Source: RefSeq, a predicted model, not a curated record
ACUCUUCGAACAAGAAUCUGCUUGCCGUGUCCCGCCAUUAUGGGGCUCAGCUGAAUAUCGCGGGCGCAGAAACAAACUCUCUUAGGACCCUCGCCCCGGCCCCCUAAAACAUCAAGAGGAAGAAAAUUGAUCAAAUGCCUGGGAGCUAGCCUAACGAUUUCGACAAAAUGGCGGAUCCAGCUGAGCCGGCAGCUCCACAAAAACGACAUGAUCUACAGACUUCUGCAGACUUGGAACGAGUAACGGACUACGCCGAAGAGACAGAGAUCACUGCUGAUAUAGGGACUGCACUAAGUUUAGUGGAAGGACGUCAUUUAAAAGAAAAGGCUGAUCAAGCUCAGAGGGAAAAGGAACUUGCUAGAGUAGUUAUCAAGAAAGAAGAUGUUGAUUUAAUUGUUGACGAGAUGGAGAUCCAACGGCCUUUAGCUGAGCGCACUUUGAGAGAACACAAAGGGAGUGUUGUGGAUGCACUUAUCUCAUUAACCAAUUAGGAGAAGUGUGAAUAUUGCUCAUUAGUAAUUUCACAAGAUGAAAAAGUCAAAGAUGUUCAUGUAAAUAACAAGGGCACCAUAUUUAACAUACAGAUGGUGAAUGAACGAGAGCAAACUACGCAAUUAACCAGUUUUAUUCUGGCAGGGAUAAUAAGCCUGCAUACCCCAAUGCAGCAUGCAAUAUUAUGCAUGCAUAUAAGCACCAAACCAAUUGCAGAUUGAUCAUGUAUUCAAGACAGAGCUGGAAUAAAAUUAAUUAUUUAGAGAAAUUAAGAGAUUGGUUCUUGUUUAUUACUUACUUUUUUAAAGAUAGUGCUGCAUGUAUUUAUACCUAUUAAUAAUAAAGUUGUGUUGGUGCAAA